AUGGCCGGCAUCCAAAUGGACAGUGCUCGCGCUGCUCCAAAGAUGAAGCUAGAGUCUCCACAGCUCGAUAAACUUGGCAAUGAGACACUGAAAGAGGUCUACUUGUCGGAAGCAACUGCCCUCAUGAACUAUGCAUCGGGAGCGGCUAAAAGCGAGCUCUUUUUCCUCACCGAGGCAUUCAUCAACUGCAUCCUACAAGGCACCCCAACAAACAUCGUAGCUCUUCAUGGAAAGGCGAGAAUCAUGUAUAUGCAGCGGAAAUAUCGAGAAGCCCUACAACUCUACCAACGCAUCCUCCGUCUCAGCCCGAAUGCACAGCCAGAUCCUCGAAUAGGGAUAGGUCUGUGUUUUUGGCAGCUAGAUGAUAGGUCAAAGGCGAAAAAGGCUUGGGAGCGGAGCCUCGAAUUACAUCCGAAUCAUUGGGUACCGCAGCUGUUACUCGGUCUAGAAUCGCUCAAUGCCAGCAAGGAUUCUCAACGUACAGAGGAACAGCGCCAUCACGCGUACACUGUCGGAAGCAAACACAUCGAACGUGCAUUUCACAUCAACCAAAAGAAUGGAGCUACUGCCAACUGUCUGUCUGAGUACUUUAUCAGGCGUGGCGAAGCACGCAAGGCCUUGAAGCUCGCAGAGCGCUCUAUUCAAUAUGCUGAUAGUAUAACGAUCCUUAGCGAGGGACAUUUGCGCGCUGGACGGGUUGCACACCUCGAAGGUCGAUACGAUGAUGCCAUCACUCACUAUACAAACGCUAAGAACCUCCCGCUCGCCUCUAUCGGCAUUGCACAGUGUCAUAUCAAGCGUGGCGAGACCGCGGCCGCAAUACAUGUACUCGACACACUGCUCAACGGUCCAGAGACACAGCAACCAAAGGAAGCCAUGAUCAUGUUGGCAUCGCUACGAGCAUUUGAGCGACCUGCUCUAUCUUCAGCCGAACUCGCACAGGACAAGGCAAAGGCGCGAGAGCUCCUAGAACGUGUCAAGAGACACACAUCUCAGGCGAAUGGAACAAAGUCCAACGGCAUAUCUGCUGUGAAUAACCGAAAACCUGCUUGGAUGAACGACCUCGAGAUGCACGUGGAGAUUGGCAGAUUGUGGGAAAGAGAGGACACUGCAAAGGCCCUCUUAGCCUAUCAAGACGCCAGGAGAAUCAGCGAGCAGAGUGUAGCCGGUGCCGAUCCCCGUAUCAUAAACAACAUUGCCGUGCUCGGUCAUCUAAGCGGCAAGAUUGCUGAAGCUCGGGCUCUAUAUGAAGAAGCCCUUGGAAUUCUUGCCAACAAAUGGGCGAACCACGAGAAUAUGGAUGGAAUGUCGACGACGAUCCUCUACAAUUUGGCUCGCGUGUAUGAAGAUCAAGACGAGACGGCACUUGCAAAGGAUGCAUACGACAAGCUUCUAGGAAGACACCCGGAAUACGUGGAUGCCAAGGUUCGCCUUGCGCACAUGCUUCUAGCAAGCAACAAGCCAAACGAGGCACAUACCAUUCUCAAGCAAGCAAUCGAGACGCAACAGACCAAUAUGAAUCUUCGGGCGUACUAUACGCACUUCCUUACCCAAAGCAACCUGCUACAAGCUGCACUCAAGAUCGUUCACGCGACGCUCAAUAUCAAUAAAAACGACUUAUAUGGUACCGUAGCAUCGGGUUGGCUGCAUUAUCAGCUGGGGCGUGAAGCGCGUCCCAAUAAUGAGGAGACAAUGCGCGAUCGCCGACAUAAACUCUUAUACGCGGCAGAGUUCUAUGAGCGUGCUCUUAACCUUGACCCCAGUUGCUCGGUCGCUGCCCAGGGCCUAGCAAUACUAAUCGCAGAGGACGCUAUUGGUAUGAUGGCGUUGAAGCCCGGUGCCGGACUCGAGGACCACGAGACGCGGUUGGCGAAUACGAGCGACGCUUUGGAAUAUUUUGCCAGAAUUCGAGAGGUGAUGGCGGACGGAAGCGUUUAUACGAACAUGGGACAUUGCUAUUACAUGCGCGACGAGUAUGAACGCGCGAUUGAAAGUUACGAAACGGGGCUGCAAAAGUUUUACAAUGGUCAAAACACAUCUGUGAUGAUGUGCCUCUCGCGAGCGUGGUAUGCAAAAGCCACUCGAGAUCAAUCAUUCGUGGCAAUGAAAACAGCUCUGCAUCUCGCGCAGACGGCGCAAAUGUUGUCUCCAGGUGACAAGUCCAUCAAGUACAAUAUUGCUGUUAUCGAGCAACGAGCUGCAGAAAUGGUUUUCUCUUUGCCCGUCUCAAAGCGAACGCUCGAGGAGCUGCAAGAGGCACUCGAUCUCGCUACGAAUGCCCAACGUUUCUUGUUCGAAUUAUCCGAGGACACCAGCAAGGGUGGUCUGCCAUAUGACAAGGACAUGGCUUCUCAGCGACAUCGUUACCUCGGAUCUCUCUUACGAAAGGGCACUGAACAGAUAUCUCAGCAGCAGGAGUAUGAAAAAGAGCAUCACGCCAAGCUCGAGGCGGCUCGUGCGUUUAGAAUGGCGGAAAAGGCUGCCGCAGAGGCGAAAGAGAAAGCGAGGCUGGAAGAACUGCAACGGGAGGCCGCUGCAUUGGCAGAAGAACGACGGAAAGCCAGAGAGGAAGCCGCGUUAUGGGCCGCUCAACACAAGGACGAUUCAUCCGACGAGGAUAAGCCUAAACGGAAGAAGAAGGGUAAGGCAGCUGGUGAUGAUCUAUUCGACGACGACGAUGAAGCUGCGACCGAACCUCGAAAGGAACCAAAGGAGAAGAAGGAACGCAAACCACGGAUUACAGCGCGCAAGCGGAAAGGCAAAGAUGCCCAGACGGGUGACGAAGGCCUUAGUAGUGGAGAAGAUGCGGAAAAGACUGAGAGGCCGAGGAAGCGAUUGACAAAGAAGCGUGUUGUGAACGAUGAUGAAGAGGAAGAGGUCGAUCAACGAGCGCGGAAGAAGUUCAAAACAUCGGAUCUUAUUGAGGAUUCUGACGAGGAGUUGGAGCGAAUUGAUCGCAUCGAGGCGGAGAGGUUACGGCUAAGCAAAGCGGUGAUCAGCGACGACGCAGGAGAAGACGCCAACAUGUCAUAA
This is a messenger RNA of Serendipita indica DSM 11827, 3033 nucleotides long. Lineage: Eukaryota; Fungi; Basidiomycota; Agaricomycetes; Sebacinales; Serendipitaceae. The record is from the annotation of a GenBank genome assembly.